This is a messenger RNA of Ipomoea triloba (trilobed morning glory), 2278 nucleotides long. RefSeq names its product long chain acyl-CoA synthetase 4-like. The coding region runs from base 90 to 2075 and encodes 661 amino acids. Gene Ontology annotation, cellular component: endoplasmic reticulum; membrane. NCBI's taxonomy places the organism in Eukaryota, Viridiplantae, Streptophyta, Magnoliopsida, Solanales, Convolvulaceae. Gene Ontology annotation, molecular function: long-chain fatty acid-CoA ligase activity. The record is from RefSeq and is a predicted model, not a curated record. Gene Ontology annotation, biological process: fatty acid metabolic process. The transcript has 19 exons.
CACAACCUUUAUAUACAGAGAGAUCAGCAGUUGUAUGCAUACACGCACGCAGUGACGAGCGAGAGAGACACAGAGGGAGAGGGAUCACAAUGGCUGACAAGAAGUUUACAGUUGAGGUUGGGCCGGCGAAGGAAGCCAAUGGCGAAAAGCCGUCGAUUGGACCCGUGUAUCGUAGUGUGUUCGCUAAGGAUGGAUUUCCGCCGCCAAUUGAUGGCAUGGAUUGCUGUUGGGAUGUUUUCCGUUUGUCUGUAGAAAAGUAUCCCAACAAUCGAAUGCUUGGUCGCCGCGAGAUUGUGAAUGGAAAAGCUGGAAAAUAUGUUUGGAUGACUUACAAAGAAGUAUAUGAUGUAGUGAUGAAAGUAGGAAGUUCCAUUCGUAGUUGUGGUGUUGAACAAGGAGGAAAAUGUGGUAUAUAUGGUGCCAAUUGCCCAGAAUGGAUGAUAAGCAUGGAGGCAUGUAAUGCUCAUGGACUUUAUUGUGUUCCACUAUAUGACACCUUAGGUGCUGGUGCUGUAGAAUUUAUCAUUUCCCAUGCAGAGGUUACAAUAGCUUUUGCUGAAGAGAAAAAGAUGCCUGAGUUGUUGAAAACUUUUCCUAAUGCCGCAAAAUAUUUGAAGACGGUUGUGAGUUUAGGGAAAGUGGCUCCUGAACAGAAGGAAGAGUUUGAAAAGUUUGGCGUAGUGGUUUAUCCUUGGGAAGAGUUUUUAUUACUGGGAAAAGAUAAACACUUUGAUCUUCCUGUGAAAAAGAAAACAGAUAUUUGUACAAUCAUGUAUACUAGUGGUACAACUGGAGAUCCAAAGGGUGUCAUGAUUUCCAAUAAUAGCAUUGUAACUCUUAUAGCUGGAGUGAAGCGCCUGCUAGAGUGUGCAAAUGAAGCGUUGACAGCGAAUGAUGUUUAUCUUUCGUUUCUUCCACUGGCCCACAUCUUUGAUCGGGCGAUUGAAGAGUGUUUCAUUCAUCAUGGUGCCUCAAUAGGAUUUUGGCGUGGGGAUGUCAAGUUGCUGGUUGAGGACAUUGGAGAGCUGAAACCUACAGUAUUCUGUGCAGUUCCCCGUGUGUUGGAUAGAAUCUAUUCGGGUCUGCAACAGAAAAUUUCUACAGGAGGUCUUGUGAAGAACACCAUGUUCAAUUUUGCAUAUGCCUUUAAAUUUCACAAUAUGAAGAAGGGGCGCAGACAUUAUGAGGCAUCUCCGUUGUGCGACAAAAUGGUUUUCAGUAAGGUCAAAGCAGGACUAGGUGGCAGGGUACGAAUUAUAUUAUCUGGAGCAGCACCCCUUGCAUCACAUAUUGAAACUUUUCUAAGAGUUGUGGCAUGUGCUCAUGUUCUUCAAGGAUAUGGUUUAACUGAAACUUGUGCUGGUACAUUUGUCUCACUACCAAACCAGCUUGAUAUGCUGGGUACAGUUGGUCCUCCGGUGCCCAAUGUGGAUGUGUGCCUCGAGUCUGUUCCAGAAAUGGGUUAUGACGCUCUAUCAAGCAUACCUCGUGGUGAAAUAUGUGUGAGGGGUGACACUCUAUUUUCAGGAUACUAUAAGCGUGAAGACCUUACACAAGAGGUCAUGAUUGAUGGGUGGUUCCACACAGGUGAUAUUGGUGAGUGGCAACCAAAUGGAAGUUUGAAAGUUAUUGAUCGCAAGAAGAAUAUUUUCAAGCUCUCACAAGGAGAAUAUGUUGCAGUAGAAAAUUUGGAGAAUAUUUAUGGCGAAAUUUCUGUCAUUGACAUGAUAUGGAUAUAUGGGAAUAGCUUUGAGUAUUUUCUCGUAGCUGUUAUCAACCCAAACAAGCCACUAGUUGAAAAAUGGGCUGAACAGAAUGGGUUAGCUGGAGGUUUUGAAGCCUUAUGUGAAAAUCCAAGUGUGAAGGAGUACAUACUUGGAGAGCUAUCAAAGACUGCAAAAGAAAAGAAGUUGAAAGGCUUUGAGGUUAUAAAAGCUGUUCACCUUGAUCCAGUGCCAUUUGACAUGGAACGUGACCUUCUCACCCCUACAUUUAAGAAGAAAAGGCCACAGUUGUUGAAAUACUAUCAGAAUAUCAUCGAUAUCAUGUACAAGAAUACCAACAGUGCUAAAUGAGCCCCGUGACUAUUUAUUAUGCAGCUUUCUCACCACUUUCUACUUCCCCUGUCUUCUCUUAUGUGUAUGCCUUCUUUCUUCUUCUUCUUCUUUUUAAAAUAAUUUGUAAUUUUGAUUUGAACAGUAGAAUACCAACAUUAACCCAUUUGAUUGUCUUGUCAAAGAUGGACUAGAGACUUAAAACAGAUUUUUCUUUAGUCAAU